Messenger RNA from Xenopus laevis (African clawed frog), 3843 nucleotides. RefSeq names its product general transcription factor II-I (gene gtf2i.L). NCBI's taxonomy places the organism in Eukaryota, Metazoa, Chordata, Amphibia, Anura, Pipidae. Gene Ontology annotation, cellular component: nucleus. Gene Ontology annotation, molecular function: DNA-binding transcription factor activity; DNA binding. Gene Ontology annotation, biological process: regulation of DNA-templated transcription; DNA-templated transcription. The record is from RefSeq and is a predicted model, not a curated record. The transcript is spliced from 34 exons. The coding region runs from base 323 to 3196 and encodes 957 amino acids.
GCGUCGGGCUUUUUAAUAGAGAGGAGGAGAAUAAUAGCUUUGGGGAAUGUGUAAGUAGCGACCUGGGACUACGGGUAGUGUUAGGCAAAGCGGCAUUGUUGUGUACUGUGAAUUUACGUCACGUGGAUUAGUGGGUGAAGUUUGCACUUCCGAGGCAGUCUGUCCAAUCGUUGCACGGCUGUACCGGGAGGAGAACUGUGAAAGAGCUAGCAGUGCAGAAAGCUGUGUAGGGCAGAGAAGAUGCUGGCACCAUAGCAACCGCAAUUCAUUCCCAAGUGUGCAGCUCACUUAUAUCAGGGGGCCCGGUAAUCAAACAGGAGUCAUGGCCCGUUUCCAGAUGCCUGACUUACCAGUCUUGAAUGAGUCUUCUGACCUCAGAGAGGCUAUCAAGCACUUUAUUACUGCAGUAGAGUCAAUGUGUAAGGAGUUUUCCAAAAUCAAGGCUGAAGUAGUAUGUAUCGCUGUGUACGAUCACGAAACACUAAUAACUGGCAGUGAGAAAGGAAGGUCAUUUUUAGAUGCAAGAAAGGAUUUUCAGAAAGCCUUUUUUCAGUACUGCAAGUUGGAGGAGGAGAACACCCCAGAACAACAUGUCAUUAAAAGUUCUAAGGCAACAACAGACUGUGCAGAAAUUGAAACUUUACAAAAGUCUGUGGAGGACUUGUUUUGUAUUUGUUAUGGUAAAGCUUUAGGAAAAUCAACCCCAGUGCCUGUGCCAUAUGACAAGAUGAUAAGAGACCCAACUGCUGUUUUAGUAUCUGGACUCCCCAAGGAUGUAUCUGUUAAAGACCCAUCUAACUAUGACCAUCAGACUGUAACCCAGAUACUACACAACAAAUCACAAGUAUCAUUCACUAUUAAAAGGCCUUUUCUUGAUCGGAAGAAAUCAGAGGAGAAUACGGCUACAGAUCAUAAUGAUGCCUCUGUCUCUGAGAGCUACAAUAUGGUGCAAGUGAAAACAGAACCCAGCAACGAUUCUGAAAGUUCACUUGAGCUGACCACUGUCACAGUAAAGGAAGAAAUAGAAGAUCAAGACUACUAUCAGUUUAAUUUCCAAGGUUAUGAAUAUGGCGAGGAGUCAAAUGAAGCAACUGCAGUGGAACAAAGAGAAGAUCCAGCUGUGCAAGUACCUUCUGAAACAAGUGAGGACCCAGAAGUUGAGGUCACUAUAGAAGAUGAUGAAUACGUCCCACCUAAUAAGAAGCAAAAGAGCACAGAAAUUGUUAAUGAACCACCACAAUUUAAACGAAAAACCCGGGAAUUUAACUUUGAAAAGUGGAAUGCUAGAAUUACCGAGCUAAGAAAGCAGGUGGAAGAAUUGUUUGAGAAAAAAUAUGCUCAAGCUAUUAAUGUGGCUGGCCCUGUCACAAUUCCAUAUCACAUUUUCCAGUCCAAUACUGAAGACCUAUAUGUUGAAGGGUUACCAGAAGGAAUUCCAUUCAGAAGGCCUUCAACAUAUGGAAUUCCACGCCUCGAAAGGAUAUUGCUAGCAAAGGAAAGAAUAAGAUUUGUCAUUAAAAAACAUGACUUGUUGAAUGCGAAAGACAUAAUGCCGCUUGAAAAACCCAAUACAGGAGUGAAAGAAGAAUGGUAUGCUAGAAUAACGAAAUUAAGAAAAAUCGUUGAUCAGUUGUUCAGUAAAAAGUUUGCCGAGGCUUUAGGCAAAACAGAAGCUUUAGCUGUGCCAUAUCAGAAAUUUGAAGCAAACCCGGCUGAAAUGUAUGUGGAAGGGUUGCCUGAUAAUAUCCCUUUUCGUAGUCCUUCCUGGUAUGGGAUUCCAAGACUGGAAAAGAUUAUUCAGGUUGGGAACAGGAUCAAAUUUGUGAUUAAAAAACCAGAAUUGCUGACACAGUCUGUAGCAGAGUCAGCCCAAAACAGAGCAAAUUCAGGAGUGAAAGAAGACUGGAAUGUGAGGAUUACUAAAUUAAGAAAGCAGGUAGAGGAGAUCUUCAAUACUAAAUUUGCACAUGCACUGGGACUCCCUGAAGCAGUUAAAGUGCCGUACCCAGUAUUUGAAUGUAACCCAGAGUUCCUGUAUGUCGAAGGAUUGCCUGAGGGAAUUCCCUUCCGGAGCCCCACAUGGUUUGGGAUCCCUCGGCUAGAGAGAAUUGUUCGAGGAAGUGCGAAGAUUAGAUUUAUAGUUAAGAAACCUCAGCUGGUUGCAGCACACAUUCCUUCUGAAUUGGUUGACAAAAUAAAUAUUGAUGUAUCACAAUAUACAGGGAGUGGAAGCAAUCCUGGAAGUAAACCACCUGAAGCAGCAGUUGAUGGUGAUAUCUCAACAAAUAUCAUACAAACUCCUCCUGCCCAGACUCAUAGUUCCAGUAUGCCUUUCAAACCUCGGGGGAGAGAAUUUUCUUUUGAGGCAUGGAAUGCCAAAAUUACAGACCUGAAACAAAAAGUCGAAGCUCUAUUUGAUGAGAAGUGCGGGGAGGCACUUGGCCUUAAUGAGCCUUGUAAGGUUCCAUUUGCAUUGUUUGAAUCAUACCCAGAGGAUUUCUAUGUGGAAGGCCUUCCUGAGGGUGUUCCCUUCCGCCGGCCGUCCACAUUUGGUAUCCCUAGACUUGAGAAGAUUCUCAGAAACAGGGCAAAAAUUAAAUUUGUUAUAAAAAAACCUGAAAUGAUUGAAAAUGCUGCCAAAGAACAACCUCCAAAUUUUGCACCAAAAAGGGCAGGAACCCCUAACAAUGCAUUUACAGCUUCUGGACUUGAAGAUCUAAAUAUAAUCCAAGUGACAAUUCCAGUUUCCUUUUCUAUUGCAGAUGCAGACAAUGAAAGAACAGUUAAAGUAGACAAAGCCCGACAGCUAAGAGAGCAAGUCAAUGAACUGUUCAGUAGAAAGUUCGGAGAAGCCAUUGGCAUGAACUUUCCCGUAAAAGUCCCUUACAGGAAAAUUACAACCAACCCAGGAUGCGUGAUCGUUGAUGGAAUGCCACCUGGAGUUACAUUCAAAGCUCCCAGUUACCUUGAAAUGAGUUCUAUGCGUAGGAUUCUGGAUUCAGCUGAAAUUAUUAAGUUUACAGUGAUCAGGCCUUUUCCAGGGCUGGUACUUAACAACCAACUUCCAGAAGAAGGUGAAUCCGGACAAUCAGCAGAAAAUGCUGAUAGAAGCCAAACUGAGGAAUCUGCAGUAGAAGGCUCAACAGACACAUACAACGUAACUCUUAUAAAGCAAGAACCAGAUCCUACGUGGUAAUCAUCAGAUUUUUCAGCUAAAGACAAGAUUGUGGAGAGGAACCCUUGGAAUGUUUAAUAUAGUUGAAAAAACCAAGCGCAAUAUGGACCAUUUCAUCAUCUUUUAUAUUUUUUUUAUUUAGACAGAAACGUACAUUGUUUUUUCUCUGCAGGUCUUUGAAAUGGAUAAUAAAGGUCUGUGGUGAAAUAAAGGGCAUCGUUUGGAUAGGAAAGUCUCAUUUGCUAGCUGAAAAUUCAUCAUGUUUCUCUGUUCUCAAUACCUCGAUUGUAUUUGUUUUAGGUUUUUUUUCUUUGUAUGGCUCACAAUCAAGAAAAACUUCCCAGGAGGCCUUGAUAGUGGAAAACAGACAAGGAAACUGCUGGUGUAGUGCUCACCUGGUUUUCAAAUAGACUAUUUUUCCUAAGCAUUGUUUAUAACAGUAUUUUUGCCACUUAGGACACUGCAUGUGUUAAUUAUUUUCUCCCAUGACUUGCCAAUGAUCUCAGCAGUUGUGCAGUUUAAGUUUCUGUGCAGAAUGAAUUGAAUGGCUUUUGAGAUAUAAAAUAUCAGAUCCAGAAACAUGAAAGACAUUUUGCCUUUAUCACUGGAAGUCAUUCUCCCUUCUCCUACACUAAACACCAAUAAACUGGCUGUUUUGUUUUUUUUAA